Molecule: messenger RNA, 3936 nt
Organism: Scylla paramamosain (green mud crab)
Lineage: Eukaryota; Metazoa; Arthropoda; Malacostraca; Decapoda; Portunidae
Exons: 4
Coding region: 2762-3880 (372 amino acids)
Source: RefSeq, a predicted model, not a curated record
UGUAUUUACCUAGUUGUGACAUACGGGAGAGGAGCUAAGCUCAUACUCUCCCAUCUCCAUAACUCUUUUUAUCCAACUUUUCCUUAAAGUCAUGAAUAUCUGUAGCACACACCACUUCCCCUUCCGGUCCAUUCCAUGCCUCUAUGCUUCUAUGAGGGAAACUAAACUUCUUUAUAUCCCUUUUGCAGGUGGUCACUUUUUAGUUUUCUUCCAUGUCCCCUUGUUUCUGUUUUGUUCAAUAUAAAGAGAUAUUCCCUAUUUACUUUUUCCAUCCCGCUCAGCAAUCUGUACAAUGCAAUCAAGUCACCUCUCUCUCGUCUCUUCCAAGGUAGGGAGUUGCAUUCUAGCUAAUCGCUCCUCAUAUGACAAAUCUUGCAAUUCUGCUAUCAUCUUUGUUGGUGCUCUCUGUAUUCCUUCCAACUUUCUUAUGUGCUUUUUUUUCAUGUGGUGACUAAAUUACCGCUGUGUAUUCUAAUCUUGGAUGUAUCAUUGUGGUGAUUAUUUUCCUCAUCAUUUCUAUAUCCAGAUAAGCAAAGGCAACUCUUAUAUUUCUUAGUGGGCUGAGAGUUUCACCUGUUACCAUGUUGAUAUGUUAUUCUGGUGAUAAAUUCUCUGAGAAAAUCACUCCCAGAUCUUUUCUCUUGUUGUCUUAUUUAUUGUUUCAUUCCCCAUCUUAUUGUUAUAGCUACACCUUCUGUUACUUUUUCCAAAUUCCAUCUUUUUACACUUACCAGAGUUAAAUUCCAUUUGCCAUCUGUUGCUCCACUUCCACGCCUUGUCUAUAUCUCUUUGUAAUUCUUCACAAUCUUCCAUUCCCUUCACUCUUCUCAUAAGUUUUGCAUCAUCAGCAAAAAGACUCACAUAGCUGGAUACAUUCUCAACCAUAUCAUUUAUAUACACCGCAAACAUUAUUGGUGCCAACACUGACCCUUGGGGGAUCCCACUUAAUACUGGGCUCCACACUGAUGUCUGGUCCCUAAUUACUGUUUGCAUCUCUCUGUUUUUAAGGAAACCGUCCAUCCAUUUCAGCAUUUUUCCAUUUACAACACCUAUCUUCUCCAGUUUCCACAGCAGUCUAUUAUUCAGUACUUUAUUAAAAGCUUUUCUUAAAUCUAAAUAAAUACAGUCUGCCCAACCAUCUUUCUCCUGUAUGAUAUCAAUUACUCUUGAAUAAUAGCAUAAUAAAUUAGUGACACAAGAUCUCCCUUUUCUAAAGCCAAAUUGACAAGUUGUGAGAAUGUCCUUAUCUUCCAAAAACUUGGUCCAUUUGUUCUUUAUUAUCCUUUCACAUAUUUUUGCAACCACACUUGUCAACAAAACCGGUCUAUAAUUUAGUGGGUCUUUUGUGUCUCCUCCUUUAAAUAUGGGUACGAUGUUUGCCCUUUUCCAAUCCUGUGGAACUAUUCCUUCAUUAAUAGAGGUACAUAUGAUGGUAUGUAAUUUAUCACUAAGCUGGUUACUGCAAUCUUUUAUUACCCAUCCUGAUACUCCAUCCGGUCCUGUGGCCUUUCUUACUUCUAAUGUUUUGAUGAUUUUAUCAACUUCCUCUUUUGUUACUUGAAAUUCCUCUAUUUCUUCCAUUUUCAGAUGUGCACAAUGGCCUUAUAAAUUCCUUUUACUUUGUAAAAACUUCCUUAAAGCUCUUAUUCAUCACUUCUGCCAUCUCUUUCGGGUCUUCAUAAACCAGUCCAUUUACCAUUAGCUUUCCUAUACUCACUUUGCUUUUCAGUUUACCAUUCACAUAUUUAUAGAAGAGUUUUGGCUCAUGUUUAUACCUGUCUAUUAUAUCUUUUCAAACUGUCUUUGUUCAUGUGUGUGUGUGUGUGUGUGUGUGUGUGUGUGUGUGUGUGUGUGUGUGUGUGAAAAAAAAUAUCAGACUACCAUUCUAACAUAAACACUUAUGAUUUUAUCAAUUUAUCAGUAACUGUGCAGUAACAUGACAAAAAAUAUCAUUAUAAGACACAUGCCUCUUAAGUCUGCAAACUUUGAUAUUUAGGUGAUUUUGCAUGAAUCCUUUUUUUUUCUUAAAGUUCCAGAUAUUUUAUUUGGGGGGAUUUAAUUAAUUAUAAUUUUUUUAAGCAACAAUGUAACAGGAGUGCAUGUGUUGUCUUACCUAAUCAUAUUUCUACAUGAUCAAGUCAAGCCUGUAAUGUUACUUCUUUUAAAAUUAGUUCCCCCAACAGGAGCGAGGUCUUUGCUCCCGCUUGGGGGGAGAGGUUCUAAUUUUGUUACUGCACAUCUCUACAGUCCACCACUCCACCUGGAACCCGGAGAAUAUAAAGAUGAUUUGGCCAGGAGCACCUUUUGGAGUACAUCACACACAAAAAUUGCAAAUUCAGUUUUGAAGACAUCUCUUAGAAGAAAACGGCAACCCGACGUUCGUGCGAGGUCAUCGGAAGAGUUGGCAGCCUUUGCUCCCGAUAUUGGUAGACCUGAGCACAUAUAAACAAAUCCACGUGCUACCUUUAGUUCGCCCACAGCUUCGCCGCUAUCAUGAGUGUGCCUGCCUCUUCUGUUCUCCUCCUUUCUCCACGAGAAAAAACUGUCGCACUCACGAAUGCUCAACGCCAGAGACUGUCUGAGGUGAUAACUUCAAAGAAAAUCCUGUUGGAUCAUUCUACAGACUUCAACGGGAUAAGAAAAAAAACAGAAAGCUUGGGAGGAAGUAGCUGCUGAAUUCAACCUCAGCUACCCUGCUGAACGUCCCAGGACAGUAACCCAGCUCAAACGGGCUUGGGAGUACAUAAGGAGACGAGUGAAGAUGAAUCACAAGAAAUUUCUUCAUGAGUCCUUCAAGACUGGUGGAGGGCCACCACCAAAACCAGUCACAGAUGACUUCUUGGCUGUUGCAACAGAUGCACUGUCUGAGGAGCUACAAUUUGCAGACAACCAGCUAGAUAGCUUAGUACCCAUAGUCAUAAGAGAAGAGGAAGUGGAAAUAAUUGACGACGACAUGCUUUUUGCAUGUACAAUAGCAGCAGGACCAUCGACAACACCAGCAGCAGGACCAGCAACAGCACCAGCAGCAGGACCAGCAACAGCACCAGCAGCAAGACCAGUGACAGCACCACCACCAGGACCAGCAACAGCACCAGCAGCAGGACCAGCAACAGCACCACCACCAGGACCAGCGACAGCACCAGCAGCAAGACCAGCAACAGCACCACCACCAGGACCAGCGACAGCACCACCACCAGGACCAGCUUCAGCACCACCAACAGUUACAGCAACAGCACCAGCAAUGGCACCAGCAACACCACCAGCAGGGCCAGCAACAGCACCAGGAGGAACAUCACAAACUGAACCCUCCACCCGUAGAGGCCGAAAGAGACCCCUACACAGUGAGAGGGAGGAAUGUUUCUGCUCUAUUCGAGAAGGUGCAGAGACCUUGAAUGACGACUUGAAAGUGUCAUUGCAAAACUUCUCUGCUCUAUGUGAGAAGCUUGGCAAUCAAGCUGAGCUGGCAGCAAAUGCAUUUGCUCAGGCAUUGCAAACAUCAACAAAUGCAUUUGUUCAGACUAUGCAUAAUGUUGAUAGCACUAUGGAACAAGUAAUGACAGCACCAGGAGGAACAUCACAAACUGGACCCUCCACCCGUAGAGGCCGAAAGAGACCCCUAGGCAGUGAGAGGGAGGAAUGUUUCCGCUCUAUUCGAGAAGGUGCAGAGACCUUGAAUGACGACUUGAAAGUGUCAUUGCAAAACUUCUCUGCUCUAUGUGAGAAGCUUGGCAAUCAAGCUGAGCUGGCAGCAAAUGCAUUUGCUCAGGCAUUGCAAACAUCAAUAAAUGCAUUUGUUCAGACUAUGCAUAAUGUUGAUAGCAGUAUGGAACAAAUACGCAAGUACUACAGCCCAGCUUCUGGGAGACCCAGCAGUCUGUAAGUAUCCUGUGUGUGUGUGUGUGUGUGUGUGUGUGUGUGUGUGUGUUGUAUAUUUGA